AUGGCUCGUGCCGAAGUGGAAUACUCUCGUGAGUCGGUUUUGCCCGUCUUCAAAAACCGACUCACGGGAGAAACGGGUUCGCUCCAGCGUCCUUACAAAGCGCGACCCAGCAUUGAAUCCAGACGUACCGCCUCUUACAAUAUCUUUCCGCCUCAGAAUCUCAACGGUUCUCAAGAGUUCCCAUUCCCCGAUGUUUCCGACAACGCGCGCUCCCCCGUGGAUCGCAGAAAUCGCGGUUCCAUGGCUUCCAGCUUUGCCAACGACACUCCAAUGGAACAGCCCUGGGUAUCAGAGUCUCAUCAGUUGAUGGACGCGCCCGAAAACAACAUUUCCUCGGACGGUCUCGACUAUCGGACCCACAAGAGCAAAUCUGUGAAGCCGAGGGUACACAUCAAGCCCAUCUUGCGAAAAAUGUCUCGAGAUGACGCGCCGUCGACCUCGAUUGAUUUAUCCCGAUCUUCUACUGAACAAGAGGGACUGGGUAUCUACAUGAACUUCGAACGCGAGCGCGGUGGGUCUGUGACGGGUGUCACAUAUAAAAGAACACCCACCGGUCUACACAAUCGAUCUACUAGCGGAACCUCUCAAUUUUCAAACGGGUCAGGAUCUAGUGGAGGGAAGCCUGGAUCACAGUAUGUGCAUCCAAUGAGGCAAACUCCCCGAGCAUACACGCCACCGCUAGGCCAGUCCUAUCAAGAUUCGAAUGAAAGCGAUGACCUGGAUGAAAGCCCCGAGUCAGAGCCUGCAGACCUGCCAGAGUCGUAUUCUAGCCAAGCGCCACCUCGAUUGUCAUUGCAAAUUCAAGAUGACUCGCUCACGCGUCUCCCUUCGAUUUCGCAGACCAACGUGACCAGCCGGCCAUCCUUCAGUUACUCGCGUGAUAUGGACUCUACCACGUCUCCGAUGUCUCGAAACUCUCUCGACUUCGUGUUCCGAUCUCGAACCCGUACCAGCACCGAUCCCAUCUCGCGUGCGGCAACUGUCCAAGCAGCCCGCCAAGCGUUUGAAGACAAAGAGGCUGAAAAAAGCCUACGCCUCGAGAAACAACAGAUCAAAGCCGAAGAGAGGGGCAGUCGACGCCGCUUGAAACGACACACCUCCUCGAAUGCCCCUGAGUCACCCGUCAUGCAGUCGAGCGAAGAUAUUUCCGAGAAGCCCCGCCGAUCCACUAUUCAUGAAAGCGAACAACACAGCGCCUCAUGGAAGUCGCAAUCAAAAAGCACCUGGGUGCUCUUCAUGACAUGGCUUCGGACCCGGAUCUUCAAAUUGAAGCGAAAGAUCCGCAAACACUGA
Molecule: messenger RNA, 1293 nt
Organism: Penicillium salamii
Lineage: Eukaryota; Fungi; Ascomycota; Eurotiomycetes; Eurotiales; Aspergillaceae
Source: the annotation of a GenBank genome assembly